This is a messenger RNA of Lethenteron reissneri (Far Eastern brook lamprey), 3145 nucleotides long. RefSeq names its product thiosulfate sulfurtransferase like domain containing 2 (gene TSTD2). The record is from RefSeq and is a predicted model, not a curated record. Lineage: Eukaryota; Metazoa; Chordata; Hyperoartia; Petromyzontiformes; Petromyzontidae.
UGCACGCCUCUCAUCAGCCUCCUCCUCGUGCACGCCUCUCCCCGAUGGAGCUCUCUCUCUCUGUGUGUGCUGCUGCUGCGGGACUUCGUGCGGGGAGCGGUGGCGCAGCGAUUAGCGCACCGCAAUGCGAACCCGGUGACCCGAGCUCGAAUCCCGCUCACGGCCACCACCACCAGCGGUGACGAUUGUCUGAACCGGUCCUGGGCCACCCCUAAGUCGGCUCCGCCUCAAACGAGUACCUGGUGCGGUGUGCAUUUUAAAUAGCCGCUAGGGAGACAAAGGCGGCCGUGCGUGGGGCUGGCAACCCAGCCCCCUCGUGUGCCACAGUGCCGGCCUUCAUCGGUGCAGCUCGCUAACGCGGCACUUGCCCCUGCAGUGUGUAGAGGCUACACGGGGAGCUUUGUCUGUGUGCGGGUCGAUUCAGAUGCCGGGGCCCCCCCCACCACACACUGUAACCCGCAGUGGGGCACCGCCGCUGAGAAGUCCACGACACGAACAUCGACUCCUUGAACAACAACAACAUAGACUAGAGCAGCAACAACAACAACUACAGCAGCAGCAACAACAACAGCAACUACAGCAGCAGCAACAACGACCCGGGGCUUCCACAGAGACGAAGCUGCUGCCGUGGCGCGGGGCGGCAUCGACGAGGCGCGACGCACGCGGCCCCCAGGGGUCAACUUCACUCGCGACCAGGGCCCUGCGGCCUUCCCAGGGCCCUGCGGCCUUCCCAGGGCCCUGCGGCCUUCCCAGGGCCCUGCGGCCUUCCCAGGGCCCUGCGGCCUUCCCAGGGCCCUGCGGCCUUCCCAGGGCCCUGCGGCCUUCCCAGGGCCCUGCGGCCUUCCCAGGGCCCUGCGGCCUUCCCAGGGCCCUGCGGCCUUCCCAGGGCCCUGCGGCCUUCCCAGGGCCCUGCGGCCUUCCCAGGGCCCUGCGGCCUUCACUGGAACCCUGUGAGUGAGUCGUGAUCACCUCGACUGGAGCCGGUCCCCGCUCGCCAUGGACCCGGGCGCCGCCGCGGAGCUGAGGAGCGAUCGGAGACGCGCGCGGCGGACGGCGUUCGGCCUCUACGUGGAGACGCUGCGCGUGCCCGGGCCCCCGGCUGGAGCAGGGUGGCGCUGCUGCGGACAGACGUUCGUGCAGCGCGGGGAGGUCCAUCGCCACGUGGGGACGCACCACGCCGACGACGCCGCCGCUGCUGCUGCCCGGGGCGAUGCCCUCCAGCUGGAGUGGCGGCUCAGCCCGGGAGCUCCCCACGACAGUGCGAGCGCUCGGGCACCAGGAGAGGGCGGCAGGCGAGCGGGAGAUGAAGACGAGGAGGAUGCCAGGGGUGAAGAUGCAACGAUGGACGUGCCGUGGCUGCCAGACACCACCGCCCUGAAUCUGGAUUCACGCCCUGGAGAGGAGGGCGAGGUGCUCCUUUUCUACUGCUACUGCGACGUGGCCGCCCCCCGCGCGCUCUGCCGCUGGCAGAGGACGCUGUGCGAGCGCCUGCAGCUCACGGGGAAGAGUGUCGAGGGAGGCUGUGCCCUGCCCGCCGUGCGAGUGGCUGUGCGUGAGUGGAGCGGCUGGCUCUGUCUGCAGGUGCGCUUGGCCGCGGAGGGCCUCAACGGGACGGUGGGCGGCGUGCGCGCAGCCACACGGGCCUACGUGCAGGCCGUGCUGGCUCACCCGGCCCUCAGGGGCAUGACCCUGGACGACUUCAAGAGCAGCCCGGGCGGCGCUCACUGCUUCGCGGAUCUCCGCGUGGCCGUGCACCAGGAGAUCGUGCCACUGGGACUCAGCCCCCAGGCCGUGUCCCACCGUGAUGCAGGGCGUCGUCUCUCACCGGAAGAGUUCCACGAGGAGGUGCAGGCGCUGCUGGGACGGAACGCGGCGGGGAGCAGCGGCGGCGGCACGCUGCUGCUCGACUGCCGCAACUUCUACGAGAGCAAGAUCGGCCGCUUCCGCGGGAGCGUGGCGCCUGACAUCCGCAAGUUCAGCUACUUCCCCGAGUACGUGGACCGCAACGUGGAGCUGUUCCGUGGCAAGCGCGUGCUCAUGUACUGCACGGGCGGCGUGCGCUGCGAGCGCGGAUCGGCGUACCUGCGCUCCAAGGGCGUGUGCCAGGACGUGUGCCAGCUGCAGGGUGGCGUCCACCGCUACCUGGAGCGCUUCCCGCAGGGAUUCUUCCGGGGGAAGCUGUUUGUUUUCGACGAGCGAUACGCCAUCAGCUCUAACGACGACGUCAUUGCCUCGUGCGUGUACUGCGGGCGGCCGUGGGAUGAAUUCCGCCUGUGCAGCACGCGUGCCUGCCGCCAGCUGGUGCUGUCGUGCGAGCCGUGCCGGUCGACCGGCCUCACCGCCUGCUGCCGGCCGUGCCAGGACAAGGCUGGCGCUGCCCCGGCACGGACUGCGGGAGGGGCCCCGGAGGAGUGCGCGUGUACCGCACGCAGGGAGCGCGCUCCACUCCACGCCCAGCCGGAGGGUGACCACUCGCCCACCCACUGACCGUCCACCCACAUGCCAGCUGACCUCUCACCCACCCACUCACCCACCCACACGCCCGUUUACCCACCCACUGACGCUCGCCCGCCCGCUUACUCAGCCACACGGCAGCUGACCACUCACCCGCCCGCUCACCCACCCACACGCCCGUUCACCUACCCACUGACGCUCGCCCGCCCGCUCACCCACCCACAUGCCAGCUGACCUCUCACCCACCCGCUCACCCACCCACACGCCCACUGACCACUCACCUGCCUGAUGAUCACUCAUCUGCCCGCUAACCACCAUCUGCCUGCUUUUUUAUACACAGAAAAGCCUCGCUAUGUCUCAGUAUUUUGUUGUAGUGGGAUCUUGUGUUGGGACGUUUGCUGAAUUCCUUGAGUGAUUGGCAAAAUCAGAAUACCCUGGGAAACUCAGGAAUAACGAGGAUGUAACACUAAAAAUCAACAGGGAGUGGUUGGGAACCCACUUGCUGUACUACCUGUGGUAUGGGCAAGUAAUCUGUCAGACAGGUCAUUGAUUUCCUGGUAUAAAAUGAAAUAAACGAAGUGAGCAUAUUAAUAAACAUUUUACUUUAACCGAAGCGCAUAUGUAGCUGAAUUUUAUUAAUCGUGGUGUUGAAAAACAUUUGGGGAAAAAUUAAAUGUUGAACCCGAAUCUG